Molecule: messenger RNA, 2988 nt
Organism: Haliotis rufescens (red abalone)
Lineage: Eukaryota; Metazoa; Mollusca; Gastropoda; Lepetellida; Haliotidae
Product: alpha-(1,3)-fucosyltransferase C-like
Exons: 2
Coding region: 278-1639 (453 amino acids)
Cellular component (GO): membrane
Molecular function (GO): alpha-(1->3)-fucosyltransferase activity
Source: RefSeq, a predicted model, not a curated record
UAGCUGAAUAUAGAGGUUUAUAUCCUUCUGUCCAUUCUAAGCUGACUUGAAAUGAUCCCUUGGUCCUCAGUUCGUUAGUCGUCGUUAAUUUGAAUUAAUCUUCGUUAAUUUUCGUUAACAUUAGUUAAUCGAUGUCGGUUAGGGUUUAUAAACUCGUAACUCAGUGCCAAACCUACAGAAAACUCUUCCGUUCCUCUUAUGUUCCAACAAGUUGCUUUUCCCGAAGUUGUAUUUAUCGCAGGACGUGCCCUGAACGUGUAUUACGCCAUGCUCGUUGAUGAGUCAGUCUAUCAGGGCCAGACAAUGUAUUGUAUGCUGUUCCCCGCCAGCCAGGCCAUUAAUUGCUUAUGCAGUUGUGUCCAAGACAUCGGACAUCACUCGACAGAUGGUGUUUGGGAGGAGUCGGCGUUUGUUGAAGUGGGUCUUCGCGGCGGUGUGUGUGCUUUUCAUUGGAAACACGCUCAUGAAUAUCUUCAGGGUACGCACCAAAACCAAGCCUGAACGACGACUUGUCCCCUCUUCAAGGAUGAUUUCUGCAAUAUCCCGGUACGAAAAUGACCCAUCAUCUCUCCUGGUGUGGCCAAACGGCGAAGACAACCAACCAUACUUCCUGUCUCCCGUUUUGCAGUUCCAAAAUGACAUUUUUCGCCAGAAGACGCGUUUCGAUCUCAAAGGUGUUGAAAAACUAUUCACACAAAACAAGACAGACGAGAAAGUUAUAGUUAUUUAUAACAUGCCCACGUGGCAUACGUUUGAAACGAGGUACAUAAACAGUUUGGAGAAUUGCCGAUUGCAAAACUGUCGAUUAUCAGCUGACCAUAAACUUCUCCCAAAAGCAGACGCUGUCGUGUUCUAUGUCCUGUCCAUUGAUCAAAACAUUCCACCACCAAAACCAGCCAAUCAGAUGUGGAUAUUUUUUGCACACGAGGCUCCAUGGGACUUCCCCCGAUGGAGAGAUCGGUUCAACUGGACGAUGACGUUCAGAUACGACUCGGACAUUGUAUGCCCGUAUUUCGUGCUCCUGCCGAAACCUACAGCGGAUGCUCGAGAUUUUGGUGCUAUCACAGAGAAGAAAAGUAAACCCGUCAUGUGGUUGGUAAGUCAUUGUAAUGCUAGGUCGAAACGCGACGACUACGUGAAAAAACUUCAACAAUUCAUCGGCGUUGAUAUAUACGGUGGAUGUGGACCUCUGAAGUGUAGCAAGUCAGGGUCAAACAGUUGUGACAAUAUCCAGCACACGACAUACAAAUUUUAUUUGGCGUUUGAGAAUUCACUGUGUCGAGGAUACCUGACAGAAAAGGUGUUUCGGAGCUACAGUUUGGACAUCGUCCCCGUGGUGAGGGGCGGGGUGAGGUAUGGAAAGCUCCUCCCUCGGGGAACAUUCAUCGACACAGCCGAUUUUUCCUCUCCAGAGAAACUUGCCAAUUAUUUAAAAUAUUUAGAUUCCAACAAUACGGCGUAUGCUGAAAUAUUGAGACGGAAAUCACAGUACACUAUCACAGAUCCGAAGUCAACUUUAGAUUCAUCGUUGUGUGAUAUUUGUGUGAAACUUCAUGAUUUAGACAGAUUUGGAAAUACUUACUAUGAUGUGAAUAAAUGGUGGAAUAAGGACAGCUGUUCUAAUGCCACGGACUUCUGAAGUGUAGAUACGAGGACGCAUUGAGGUGCAAGGCAUGGGCGUUUUAUUUGAAGUCAGUUCAACGUGCAUCAGCGUGUAUUAUUCAUUCAACUGCAAGAUACGGACGUUACGUUUGUGAAGUCAGCUGACAAUGCAACAGUGUACUAUACCAGAACUGGUUAAACUACAAGAUACGGACGUUACAUUGGAGUCAGCUGACAAUGUAACAGUGUACUAUACCAGAACUGGUUUAACUACAAGAUACGGAUGUUACAUUGGAGUCAGCUGACAAUUUAACAGUGUACUAUACCAGAACUGGUUUAACUACAAGAUACGGAUGUUACAUUGGAGUCAGCUGACAAUUUAACAGUGUACUAUACCAGGUCAGGUUCAACUACAACAUACGGACGUUACAUUGGAAUUACACAUUUUGACCCUAAACACGUUUAGCUGUUCAACACAAUCCCACACAUGUUUGGGCCUGAACAUGUCAAACUUCUGGGACUAGGAACGUGUUUUUGUUUGUGUUUGGGGUCUAAACACACUUCUACAGUAAAUAAUCUCUGCAGCCUAUGUUGUGUUCCACACAUCUCUCGGAAUGCAAUACAUGGAGAGUUUCUGUCCUUGUUAAUGCUAAAGCCCCAAAACGUAUCAUGUUUCUGGUCUUUAGGUUUGGCCGAAAAUGACGCGACUUGUUCUCAUUUUUCUGAUUUUUUGUCAUAAGUUUAUUUGAAACAGUUCGUCGUCAGCUGUGCACCUACAGACAAAACGAGGAUUAAAAACAAGUCAUCUUCAUUAAAACUCCUUGCUCGACUGCUCUCGACACGUCUAAACGGACUUAUGACAUGGCGACUGGACUCACAUUUAGUCAAAGACACAAAAUAAUCUCGUUUAAAAAUAUAUGUCUGCAAAAUAUAAAAUACAAUCCAAAUGGAGCCCAGAACAAAGUUUAAUUUCAGAAUCUCGCCUGUGAACCCUAAAGAUUCGGAAAAACCUUACAGCAAUCUAGAUUUGCUUAAUCUUUCAGUUGUAUCACUGUAUGAUUUAUGAUCAAGGAUCUGGGAAGCAUGGUGGCCGUAACAGUACUUCAGUGGAGAUCCCAAUAAAUCACCCGGACGAACAAUUUAACAGAUUAAUAGGUGGUGAUGGCGGUUAGAUUUAAGAGCAGAGUUAACCCUACAAAGGUCUAUUUGCGACCAACAUCUCAGAUUGUGGAGGCGUGAGUGUUUGUGUGCCUGUCUGCUGGUCUGUGUGUCUGUGUUUGAACGCCAUGGGGUUAUGUUUGUUUGUUUGUCGUUUAACGCCGCACUCGGCAAUAUUCCAGCUUUAUGACGGCGGUUUGUAAAUAAUCAAGUCUGGACCAGACAAUC